CGCCGAAUACAAUUUUUCAAGCGCAGUAAUUAAAAAAAAGAUUUCGUCAAGUUAAUCGAGAAACAUGUUGAAAUUAGUGUUGACUUUUUGCAUCAUUGUUGUACUCUACGAAGCAGAUGCUUGUACCCUUGCACCAGGAGGAAUAAAAUGCCUUGAGUGCACAAGACCUAACGAGUUCUACAGCUGCGGAAGUGCUUGUCAAACAACCUGCCGCAAUCUAGGAAAACCAUGUCCCAUAAUAAACAUCAGGUGUAACGAUGCUUGUUAUUGCAUAAAUGGCUACGCUAGAAACGAUAGAGGAAUCUGCAUUCCUAUCAAAAAUUGCCCUAGAUACUAAUAGUUGCUUAUACAGAGAUUAUAUUAUUUUCAAUUGUUUUUACGUGUGAACCAAAAACAGAAAUCUUCUAAAAAAUAUUAAAUAUUUGUUAUUAAAUGUAAAAAAUGCGCUGAAUUUUUUUGUAUCAAAACUUGUUUAAAAUAAACAAUUUAUGUAAACUA
Diabrotica balteata is the source of this 498-nucleotide messenger RNA. The record is from the annotation of a GenBank genome assembly. NCBI's taxonomy places the organism in Eukaryota, Metazoa, Arthropoda, Insecta, Coleoptera, Chrysomelidae.